GGGCCGGGUGAGGGGGGGGACGCCACGGCCCCGGCGCGGGGAGGCUCGGCGAGCGGCGGCACCCAGGGACUCGCACCGGGCCGGCGACGAGCAGGUGCCGAGGCGCUGGGCGGGCGUGGGGGUGCAGCAGCGCACGGGGUGUCAGUGCCGCACCGCACCGGGCGCUCGGUGAGCGGCGGCUGGGCGAGCAGGAGCCCGAGUCUCAGCCUAAAUAUAGUCCCCUGCUUGCCCACAGCGCUGCGACCUUUGGGGCUGCCUUUGCACUGGGGGGCCGCCACUGCCCCAGCGCCCCAGUCAGGCACCCAGCACCCCCAGACUGCAGGCAGGGGGACAGGAACGUGCUGGUUUGGGGUGACAGGGGUCGCGGGCGGCGGUGGGGGAGCUGCAGACCAUGCACCGAGCACAGGGACGCAGCGGCACGAGUAGGGCUGGGGGGGAGCCCCGGGCAGCCCCGCCGAGCCCCGGCAUCCCCCCGAAGCGCGCCAAGGUCACAGCAGAACCGGGGCCGGCCCAGGAGGGCUCAGCUCGCCGGGCAGCACCGUGUUUUGUGAGGAAACUGAAGAAUGCGGCGAUCGGCACCGGCUGUGACAUCCGGCUGCGGGUGGUGGUGGUGGGCGACCCCCGGCCCAGCCUCCGCUGGUACCGAAACGAGGAGCAGCUGGCCCAGGGUGGGGACGAGUACGGCACCCUCUGGAUCCGGGACAGCAAGAAGGAGGAUGCCGGUGUGUACACGUGCGUCGCUGAGAAUGAGCAGGGAGAGGCCAUGACCAGUGCUGUGCUGGCCAUCAUUGACAUGGAAGACUCGGAGACAGGUGAGGAUGAAUCCAGCGACCCCCAGGUGACACAGCGCAGUGAUCUCCAGGAUGAGACGGCCUUCAGCACCCCCACAGGUGGGUCUGACACCCUCGUGGACGCCUCCAUGAACACAACGCCAACCUCAGUGCUGGCCCUGUCCCAGGCAGAGGAGCGCUCCAGCUGGUCAGGCAGCCAGCAGACCGUGGUGGAGAAGGAGACGGAGGCCAGCCUCUCUGCACGGGGACCCUACCUCCGUCCCGCUGCCUGGCCGCAGCCGCAGGGAACCCCAAGGCAAGCAAACACGCCGGCCCCGCGUGGCGCCGAGGUGCGGCACCUGGGCGUGGAGCCGCUGGUGCGGGCAUCGCGGGCUAAUCUGGUGGGCACGAGCUGGGGGUCAGAGGAUAGCCUUUCGGUGGCCAGCGACCCGUACGGCAGCGCCUUCAGCCUGUACCGAGGACGGGCGCUCUCUCUCCAUGUCAGCAUCCCCCAGGGAGGCUACCGGAGAGAUGACCUCCACAGAGGCCCUGUCUCUCCAAAGCCUGGUGCAGAGCCCCCAAAAUCCCCCGCCGCCCUGCCGCUGACUGCCAAGCCACCCAUCGUCCGCUCACCAUCUCCUCGUGCUGGCACAGGCCUGCAGCCACCCACUGGCACCGCGUCCCAGCCUGCCGCCCGCGGCCCUGGCGUCCCCUCCUUCACACCCGUGACCCCUCGCAAGAAGUCCUCAGUGCCGGUAGAGUACCAGGACAUCGUUCCUGAGGAGUACGAGGAGAAGAUCAAGAAGCCCAAGUCCUCUGGGUACUCACAAGGCAGCACACAAGAGUCCCGUCCGCAGACACCCAUGAGCGACGCCUCUGGCCGCAUCUCCGUCCGGGCAUCCCCCAAGCUGGUGCGUGCUGGCUCCAGGAUCUUUGAGAGGCUGCAGUACUUCGAGGAGCGGCAGAGGAGCCUGGAGCAGGACAGUCCCUUUCCCGCGUGCUCCAACCUGCCGCUGCGCAAGGCGCGCUCCUUCGACCAGCCCGGCACUGGCUCGCGCCGGGCCAGCACUGCGGGCGGCUCGCGGGAGGACCUGCGGGAAGGCGGCCCCGGGGAGCCGGGCAGCUCGGCAGCGUGCCGGCGCUUGGCCUUCCGGCAGAAAGCCGCGUCCUUCGACGAGCGGGGCAAGUUCGCCAACCGCGUCUACGCCAUCGAGCACAAAUUCGCAGAGGAGCUGACGCGCAUCAAGCGGACCGUCUCCAAGCAGCAGCUGCGGCGCUCCCAGGAGCUGUGCAAAGCCGGGCUGCCCCCGGCACCCUCGCCCCCAGCGGCCAGCGAGCCCCCUGCACCCCGUGCCCCCCGCACCUCCUCCUCUCAGGGCGCCGGCGGACGCACGGCCCUGCCCCCGGGGGGGGGGGGGGGGGGGGGGGGGGGGGGGGGGGGGGGGGGGGGGGGGGGGGGGGGGGGGGGGGGGGGGGGGGGGGCAGCGGAGGAUGCAGGUGCCAGGAAGGGUCUGCAGCAAGAAGGCGCUGGGGAAGUGAAGAAGAAGGAGCAGUGGCCGUUGGCACAAGCCAGCCCGCAGGGAAGGGUGGCCCUCUCGCAGGCGGGUCCCGCCGAAGGCAGCCCGUUCCCAGAUGGAGGCCCCGCCCGUGGCCCUGGGGCAGUGAGCGAAGCUCUGGCUGCCCGACUGGCUGUGCCCCACGGACUGUACCGGCGGCCAGAGACACCCACAGAAGUGCGGUUCCUGCCUUGGGCAAAGCCAGGGAUGGAGCAGGAAGCUCGUCUGGAACGAAGCUGGGCAGGACAGCAUGUUGCGGGCAGAGACGUGGAGAGAAAGCAGAUGAAAGUGUCCGAGAAGAAAGAGAGUGGCCGGAUGGCUCAAGAAGGCAGGAGCACACGGAGUAAGGGGAAGGGACGCCGAGCCAGGCCCACCUCUCCAGAGCUAGAGUCCUCAGAUGACUCCUAUGUCUCAGCGGGUGAAGACCCUCUGGAAGCCCCCAUCUUUGAGAUUCCCAUCCAGGACAUGGCAGUGGUCGUGGGGGCAGAGGUGCUGCUCAAGUGCAUUGUCACAGCCAACCCCCAGCCAGAAGUGUCCUGGAGGAAGGACGGGGUCCCUCUGCGGAGCAGCACGACGCGCCCCAUCAAGGCGGAGGGCGAGCGGCACACGCUGCUGGUGCGUAGCGCCCGGGUGGCCGAUGCCGGGCUGUACACUGUCACCGCGACCAACGAGGUGGGGGCCACCUGCUGCAGUGCCAUCCUCAGCGUGCGGCCCGCACCCGUUGUGGAGCGGCAUGGGAACUUGCCCCCCACCGUCGGCCAGGCCAGCCCCAUCACAUCGGACGAGGAGUACCUGAGCCCCCUGGAAGAGUUCCCCGAGUCCGGCACCCCCCAGCACCGACCGGCCAUGAAGUUGCAGCCAAGAGCUGAGCAUGGGGCUGCCCGCGGCUCCCCAGAGACCACCUUCAAGGCUUCACCCACCUUUGAGGUAUCCUUGUCGGACCAGUCGGUGCUGGAGGGGCAGGAUGUUAGCAUGAGUGUUCGUGUCCGUGGGGAGCCCAAGCCCAUCAUUUACUGGCUGAGAAACAGGCAGCCAGUGAAGUAUGGCCGCCGGCACCAUGCGGAGGAGGCAGAGGGAGUGCGGGGGCUCUUCACACUGCACAUCCUGGCAGCGGAGCACACUGACACCGGCUUCUACACCUGCAAGGCCGUCAACGAAUAUGGCACCAAGCAGUGUGAGGCCAAGCUGGAGGUCAGAGCUCGCCCCGAGUGCCAGUCCCUGGCCAUCGUGGUUCCCCUGCAGGACUUGGUGGUCGGGGCGGGGGAGCUGGCGGUGUUUGAGUGCAUGGUGGCCGGCCCGCCAGACAUGGACGUAGACUGGCUGUCCCGGGGCCGGCUGCUCCAGCCUGCCCUGCUCAAAUGCAAGAUGCAUUUUGAUGGGCGCAAGUGCAAGCUGCUGCUUACUUCUGUGCAUGAAGAUGACAGCGGAAUCUACACCUGCAAGCUCAGCACUGCCAAAGAUGAGCUGACCUGCAGCGCGCGGCUGACAGUGCAGCCCUCUGUGCUGCCACUCUUCACCCGCAAGUUGGAGGAUGUGGACGUGGUGGAAGGGCGGACAGCGCGUUUUGUCUGCAUGAUCAGUGGGACUCCCCCUCCGACAGUUACCUGGACUCACUUUGGCCUGCCGGUGCAGGAGGGGGAGAACGUGCGGAUUCAGCGGGAUGGAGGGCUGCACUCAUUGGUCAUCGUGCACGUGGGCAGUGAAGAUGAAGGGCAGUACAAGGCAACCGCCAGGAACACCCAUGGCCAAGUGGAGUGCUCUGCUGAGCUCUAUGUGGAGGAGCCACGGCCAUCUGCAGCCUCCCAGAUCUCUAAGCUGGAGAAGAUGCCAUCCAUCCCGGAGGAGCCAGAGCAGGCGGAGACAGAGACAGAGUGCUUCACCAUGCCCGAUUUCCUGAAGCCACUGCACAACCUGGACGUGGUGGAGUCGAAGGAGGCCGUGCUGGAGUGCCAGGUGGCCGGGAUGCCCUACCCCUCCAUCACCUGGUACCACAAUGGCUCCCGAAUUGACAGCACUGAUGACCGCAAGAUGAUGCAAUAUAAAGACAUCCACCGUCUGGUAUUCACGGCUGUCAGCCACGCACAUGCUGGUGUCUACAAAAGUGUCAUUGCCAACAAAGUGGGGAAGGCCACGUGCUAUGCACACCUCUAUGUCACCGAUGUGGUGCCAACCCCCCCAGACGGGCCCCCCACUGUGGCCUCAGUGACCGGAAGAGCCAUCACACUGACCUGGAACAAGCCCAAGUGGCUGGACGCUGCUAUAGAUCCCAACUCGGUGACCUAUGUGGUGCAAAUGCAAGUGCUGGGCACGAUGCAGUGGGUGGUGCUGGUGACCGGUGUGCAGGACACCACCUACACAGUGCACAGGCUGACCAAGGGUGCCCAGUACCUCUUCCGUGUCAUCACUGCCACUCCCAAGACCAACAGCAAGCCCUCCCCGCCUGUGGGGCCCGUGCAGCUUCUGGACCGGGGUCCCUACCUGGAGGAGGCCCCAGUGAUCCUGGACAAGCCAGAUGUGGUAUAUGUGGUAGAAGGCCAGCCAGCCUCCAUCACCAUCACCAUCAACCAUGUGGAGGCCACCGUCACCUGGAAGAGGGCUGGGCAGGUGCUGGGGGAACUGGAGGGCACGUGUGAGAUGAUGAUGCCAGACGAUGACCAGCACUGCCUGCGGCUGCUGCGUGUGGGCCGGGGGGCUGGGGGGCUGCUGGCCUGUGAGGUGAGCAACCGCCACGGCACUGCCCACUGCACCCUCCGCCUCCGCCUCGCAGAGGCACCACGUUUUGAGUCCAUCAUGGAGGACAUCGAUGCCCAGGAAGGGGAGACACCACGAUUCGCUGUGGUGGUGGAGGGGAAACCGCUGCCGGAUAUCAUGUGGUACAAGGAUGGGGAGCUGCUGGAGGAGAGCAGCCACCUGAGCUUCGUGUAUGAGGACAAUGAGUGCUCGCUGGUGGUGCUGGGUGCUGCCGAACCUGACAGUGGCGUCUACACCUGCACAGCCAAGAACCUGGCUGGGGAAGUCUCCUGCAAAGCAGAGCUGGUGGUGCGGGCAGCCCAGCCCGCUGCUGAUGCUGCCAUGGAGGAGGAUGCACUGCACAAGGCACGCCGCCUGACCGACUACUAUGAUGUGCACGAGGAGAUUGGGAGGGGAGCUUUCUCCUAUCUGCGGAGGGUGACAGAGAAGAGCACCCGGCUGGACUUUGCUGCCAAGUUCAUCCCUGGGAGGACCAAGGCCAAGCAGUCGGCACGGCGGGAGCUGCACAUUCUCUCUCAGCUGGACCACGAGCGCAUCGUCUUCUUCCACGAUGCCUUUGAGAAGAAGAACGCCGUCAUCAUGGUCAUGGAGCUCUGCUCUGAAGAAGAGCUGCUGGACAGAAUGGUGAGGAAGCCCUCAGUGUGUGAGUCGGAGGUCCGGUCGUACAUGCGGCAGGUCCUGGAAGGGAUCUGCUACCUGCACCAGCACAGUGUCCUGCACCUGGACAUCAAACCAGAAAACCUCCUGAUGGCAGAUUUGAGCAGCGAGCAGAUCCGGAUCUGUGACUUCGGCAAUGCACAGGAGCUGACGUCUGAGGAGCCACAGUACUGCAAGUAUGGCACCCCUGAGUUCGUGGGCCCUGAGAUUGUCAACCAGACCCCUGUCUCCAGCGUCACUGACAUCUGGCCUGUGGGGGUUAUCGCAUACCUCUGCCUGACAGGGAUCUCCCCCUUUGUGGGGGAGAAUGACAAGACAACGCUGAUGAACAUCCGCAACUACAAUGUGGCGUUCGAGGAGAGGAUGUUCCAGGGGCUCACCCGGGAAGCCAAGGGCUUUGUCAUCAAAGUGCUGGUCAAUGACAAGCUGAGACCCAAUGCAGAACAGACCCUGGAGCAUCCCUGGUUCAAGACACUGGCCAAGGGGAAGGUCAUCAGCACCGACCACCUCAAGCUCUUCAUCUCCCGUCGUAAAUGGCAGCGCUCACAGAUCAGCUACAAGUGCAACAUGGUGCUGCGGCCGAUCCCAGAGCUGCUGGAGGACACGUCCAACCACCUUUCCAUUGCUGUGCCCCGGCAUCUCAAGGAGUCACCAGCUCUGUCAUCCUCCUCAGACUCAGACGACCUGGAUGAGCUGCCCUUCAUCCCCAUGCCACACCAGGUGGAGUUCUCUGGCUCCCGCAUGUCACUCAAUGAGAUCCCCACAGAUGAUGAGACCGUUGGGAUAUCCGAGGGGCUGCAGCCGGAGGGGGAUUCUUCAGCCAUGGAAUGGCAGAGCCAGGGCACUGGGAAGCCCGGGGUGGCCCUGGGGAAGCGGCCAAGGAGUGCUGGGCCACGGCGACCAUGUGCAGAGGUGGAGGCGCCUGGCUCCUCUGAUGAGGAAGCCCCUGAAGCCCAGAAGCGGCCAGAGUAUCCUCGCAAAGCCAUGAGAAAGGGUUCCAGCCUGGAGUCCCCAGGGAGUGCUCGUCGGGGAGAGCUGAAGAGGGGCAGCUCUGCUGACAGUGCCCUACUGCUCCAACAGCUCCCAGGGACUGAGGAGGGGGCUGAGGCGGCCCGGGAUCCCCGCCGGGCGCUGGCCAAGGCAGCCUCCAUGGAGCUGCCAAGGCGGAAGGUGGUCUGGGGGGAGGACGAUCAUGCCCAGCGCCUGGAGCUGAUGCGCCAGCGGCUGCUGCGAGGCAGCUCUGGGGACAGCAAGGUCAGUGGCCUGCGGGGUCCCCUCCUGGAGACCCUGGGUGUCAGCCCUGACAAGAAAGUCUCAUGGUCAGCCCAGCUGGAGGCACCAGCAGCGCCACGGCUGGUGCGGGCAGCCUCCAGUGAAGCCACCUCACCACGCCUCCCCCCCACUGCGAGCCGGCUGCAGAAGAGCAGCUCCUUCAGCCAUGGGGACGCUGAGCCUGUUGUCCGGCACCGACGCUCUGGUGCACCCCUGGAGAUCCCAGUGGCCUGCCUGGAGGCCCAACGGCUCAAGGAGUCUCCCUCUCUCUCUGCCCUCUCUGAUGCUCGGCCCACAGUGUCACCAGACACCCCGAGCACACCAACACCCCCUCCAGCAGAGAUCACUGCUCCCCAGGCCCCCCCUGCAAAGGCUGCCUCAGGGAGGAGGCGCAUUCCUGAGGAACAUGGCCCACCUGGGACCAGUAAGGCUGCCACCGCCACAGGGAAGAAGCCCACGGACAGGGGACAGGAAGAGAAGACACCCACCAAGGCUGCUGGAGCCAGUGGGGAGGGGACUGCCAGAACAGGAGCUCCCACUCCACCAAAGUCAACAACCCCUGUUCCCCAAACCCAUAUAAAAUCUUCCUAUGCCAAGAUGAUGCAAGCCAUGGGAGCUAUUCAAGGUGGGGAGGCAGCCACCGAGGAGUCCCCACCAACCACCAAUGAGCCCCCACCAAACAUCAAGGAGACCCCACCAGCCAGCCCUGCAAAGCCCCCUACGCCAGCACCAGCAUCAAGGAGGGAGGUGAAACCCAGCGGCUCCUCCAGUUCCUUGGUCAUCCAGGACAUCGAUUCGGAGGAGGUCUUUGAGGCCAAGUUCAAGCGGGGCCGUGAAUCAUCCCUCACCCGGGGGUUGAAGCUCCUCACCCGCUCCCGCUCCGAGGACCGGCACCUGGCCGGCCCCCCAGUCUCUGACGAGGGCAUCUACCGUCCUACACCAGCCGGUGUGCCCCUGGAGCUGCGCAGGGACCGGCCCAGCGGGCUGGCAGCCAAGUCCAAGUCGGUGCAGGACCUGCAUGAGGUGGAGAAGGAUGGGGGCUUCUUCCGGAGGAUGUCCAUACUCCUCAAGCGGACACCGCCUGCUGAGAGGAAGAAGAGCAUGGGGGAGGACGGAGGCAGUGAGACUCCAUCUGGUGGGCGCCGCUUCUCCUGGAGCAUGGCACUGGCCAACUCCAGGGAGCGGAGGGACUCGGAGAGCCUCAAGUCAGAGCCGGGGGCCGGUGGGGAGAGCGAGUCACCAGCAGUGGCUGUGCGGAGGAAGAUCAGUGCUACAAUGGAGCGGGUCUCGGCGCGGCUACGCAGCGUGUCGGAUGAACGGCCGGAGGGCGAGGGGCCCCGGGAACUCCGUCGCACCAGCUCCGAGGGUGAGAGCUUGCGACCAGGGCCCGCCCCCGCCCCUGCCCCCUCCUCCGAGUCCCUGCGCUCCGAGGCCAGCACAGGCUCCUCUACCAAAGGUGCGGGUGACAGUCAGAAGAGGUCCCGCUGGGAGCGCUGGGGGCUCUCCCGGGGCAAGAAGGAGAAGAUGUCCUCACAGCCCAGCAUCCCCUCCGGCCUUCUGCGGGAGGAGGAACUCGCCGCCGGCCGGCCACACACUCCCAGUGAAUCGGAUUUCCCCCCUGUUUUCCACAUCAAGCUGAAGGACCAGGUGCUGCUGGAGGGCGAGGCGCUGACCCUCUGCUGCCUUCCUGCUGGCAGCCCAACCCCACGGAUCCUCUGGAUGAAAGACAAGAGGUCCCUGCAGCCGGACAGUGGGCUGAACGUUGUCUCCUGCAAGGACGGACGUCAGAUGCUCACCAUUGCCAAGGUCUCCAGGAAGGAUGCAGGGCUGUACGAGUGUGCAGCUGCCAACAUCCUGGGCACAGCCAUCAGCUCCUGCACGCUGGCUGUGGCACGGCUCCCUGGACGGCCAGGCACACCGGAGAUCCCCCAGAAGUACAAGAACACAGUGCUGGUGCUGUGGAAGCCUGCUGAGAGCAAAGCCCCCUGCACCUACACACUGGAGCGCAGACUGGAUGGGGAGCAUGAGUGGAAGAUUGUCAGCACUGGUAUCACUGACUGCUACUUCAAUGUGACUGAGCUGCCUCCCGGCAGCACUGCAAAGUUUCGUGUGGCCUGUGUCAACAAGGCCGGACAGGGACCCUACAGCAACCCCUCAGUAAAGGUGCAUCUUGAAGCAGCAGAUGCCCGAACUGCCAAGGAUGUUGCUGUCCCCAUUCCCGAGAAGGUGGCUUCCAGCCGGUCAACCCAGACACCAGGGGAGCAGCCGGAGCCGGUGGCUGCAGGGGCCCCUCCCACCACACCACCACGCAAGCACAAGGGAGUGGUACACAAGGCAGCCGGAGCAGAACAGGAGAGUGCCCCCACAGAGGUCCUUCCACCCCCUGCACCCCAUGAGGAGGGUGUGCCACCAGAUCCUGAGCUUCCACCCAACAUCACUGUCUAUGUGCCCCCUGAGUUGAUGUUCACCCCCCCUCGGACUGUUGCCCCUCCUCAUACAGACACCCCCACUCGGGGCUCCCCCGUACCCCCCACGGACACUUCCCCUCCACCCCAAACUCCGUCUCCUUCCAAGUCCCCCACCACUUCCCCAAUGUCAACCACGCCCAGCUCAGCCCCGACACCAUCUCCGAACCCCAACACCACACCUGCACGGAAGAUGCCUCCCUACAUGGUAACCUCCUUCAUCUCCAUGCCCCCCACAUCACCCCCUGUGCUGGAGUCCACCACCACUCCCCCAUCCUCCAAGGAGCCCCCAGCUGCUGGUGGAGUCCCAGGGGCAAAAGACAGCACAGCACUGCGGCAGGGUGUCCCCCAGAAGCCAUACACCUUCUUGGAUGAGAAAGCAAGAGGCCGUUUCGGGGUGAUCCGACUCUGCAAGGAGAAUGCCACAGGGAAGCACUUCAUGGCCAAGAUUGUACCCUACGAGGCAGAGCGGAAGCAGAGUGUGCUGCAGGAGUAUGAGAUCCUCAAGGCGCUGCACCAUGAGCGCAUCAUGGCCCUGCAUGAGGCGUACAUCACCCCUCGCUACCUGGUGCUCAUCUGCGAGAACUGUGCUGGCAAGGAGAUCCUCUACAGCAUUGUGGACAGGUUUCGCUACUCGGAGGAUGACGUGGUGAGCUACGUACUGCAGCUCCUGCAGGGUCUCGAGUACCUGCACGGCCGCCGCAUUGUGCACCUCGACAUCAAGCCAGACAACAUCAUCGUCUCAGGCACAAAUGCCCUCAAGAUCAUCGAUUUUGGCAGUGCCCAGACCUACAACCCACUUGUACUGCGGCAGCUGGGGCGGCGUGCUGGCACCCUGGAGUACAUGUCACCAGAAGUGGUGAAGGGAGACCCGGUGGGCUCUGCAGCAGAUGUCUGGGGUGUUGGCGUCCUCACCUACAUCAUGCUCAGCGGGCGGUCACCAUUCUUUGAACUGGACCCCAUUGAGACAGAGAACCGCAUCCUGGCAGGGCGCUUUGAUGCCUUCAAGCUGUACCCCAACAUCUCGCAGACUGCUGCCCUCUUCAUCCGCAAGGUUCUCACUGUCCAUCCCUGGAGCCGCCCCACAGUGAAGGACUGCUUCGCCAAUGCCUGGCUCCAGGACGCCUACCUGAUGAAGCUGCGCCGCCAGACCCUGACUUUCACCACCAACCGCCUCAAGGAAUUCCUGGUGGAUCACCAGAGGCGCCGCGGCGAGGCUGUCACAAAGCACAAGGUCUUACUCCGCUCCUACCAGGGUGGCCAGCCACCGGGGCCACAGUAACUGGUGCCUUGGCCACGGCCAUGA
Messenger RNA from Ficedula albicollis (Collared flycatcher), 10777 nucleotides. RefSeq names its product SPEG complex locus (gene SPEG). The coding region runs from base 392 to 10753 and encodes 3453 amino acids. The record is from RefSeq and is a predicted model, not a curated record. The transcript has 42 exons. NCBI's taxonomy places the organism in Eukaryota, Metazoa, Chordata, Aves, Passeriformes, Muscicapidae. Gene Ontology annotation, molecular function: protein kinase activity; ATP binding; protein binding. Gene Ontology annotation, biological process: muscle cell differentiation; protein phosphorylation.